Messenger RNA from Chelmon rostratus (copperband butterflyfish), 4475 nucleotides. RefSeq names its product mitogen-activated protein kinase kinase 4b (gene map2k4b). Lineage: Eukaryota; Metazoa; Chordata; Actinopteri; Chaetodontiformes; Chaetodontidae. Gene Ontology annotation, molecular function: ATP binding; JUN kinase kinase activity. Bases 52 to 1317 code for a protein of 421 amino acids. Gene Ontology annotation, biological process: protein phosphorylation; MAPK cascade. The transcript has 13 exons. The record is from RefSeq and is a predicted model, not a curated record.
UUCACUCUCUGCAUUGCAGCCUGAGCGCUGCUGCCGGAAUCCAACACAACAAUGGCGACUCCCAGUCCUGACAGCAACUCCACAAGCUCCAGCAACAGCAGCAGCAUAGUAGGAUCCACGUCGCACCAUUUUCACCAGCAGACACAGAGCAGCAGCAUGCAAGAAACCAACACCUGCUGGAGAUGUCAAAAUGAAACAGGGUUUCAGAUAAGCCUGUCUGGAGUGUCCCAAAGUAAACGUAAAGCUCUGAAGCUGAACUUCGCCAACCCUCCAGUGAAACCAGCCUCCAGGCUCCCACUCAAUCCAACACCUCCCUCUUUCCAGAACCCUCACAUAGAGCGCCUGCGGACGCACAGUAUCGAGUCGUCGGGGAAGCUGAAGAUCUCUCCGGAGCAGCACUGUGACUUCACCGCGGAGGAUCUGAGGGACCUCGGGGAGAUCGGUCGCGGGGCGUACGGCUCCGUCAACAAGAUGGUCCACAAACCCACGGGCCAGAUCAUGGCUGUCAAGAGGAUUCGCUCCACCGUGGAUGAGAAGGAGCAGAAGCAGCUGCUGAUGGAUCUCGACGUGGUGAUGAGGAGUAGUGACUGUCCCUAUAUCGUUCAGUUCUACGGCGCUCUCUUCAGAGAGGGGGACUGUUGGAUUUGUAUGGAGCUUAUGUCUACCUCAUUAGACAAAUUCUACAAAUAUGUAUAUUGUGCAUUAGAUGAUGUCAUUCCAGAGGAAAUAUUAGGCAAAAUAACAUUAGCGACCGUUAAAGCACUGAACCACUUAAAAGAAAACUUGAAAAUAAUUCACAGAGACAUCAAACCUUCCAACAUUCUAAUGGACCGAAGGGGUAACAUCAAGCUGUGUGAUUUCGGCAUCAGCGGCCAGCUGGUGGACUCCAUAGCCAAGACCAGAGAUGCAGGCUGCAGGCCUUACAUGGCGCCUGAAAGGAUAGACCCCAGCGCUUCCAGACAAGGCUAUGAUGUCCGCUCUGACGUGUGGAGCUUGGGAAUCACCCUGUACGAGCUGGCCACGGGAAGGUUCCCCUACCCCAAGUGGAAUAGUGUUUUUGAUCAGCUGACGCAGGUGGUGAAGGGUGAACCUCCCCAGCUCAGCAACUCAGAGGAGAGGCAGUUCUCCCCCAAGUUCAUCAACUUUGUUAACCUAUGCCUUACAAAGGAUGAAUCAAAAAGGCCAAAGUACAAAGAGCUUCUGAAACGUCCCUUCAUUCUGAUGUAUGAAGAGCGUUUCGUGGACGUCGCCAGUUACGUGUGUCGCAUCCUGGAUCAGAUCCCCGCCUCUCCCAUCUCUCCCAUGUAUGUGGACUGAUGGAGUCGGGCCAGGGAGUUCGGGGUGGGGGUGGGGACACUAAGCUUUGUGAUGCAACGCUUGACAUCUUAGCCCUCAGAGUUAUGUAGGAUCACCUGUUUAUUCACACGUUCCAAAGAACAGAGGAACUCAGUCUAAAUUGCCCGGUGCAAUGAGAUGAAUAUUGUUAAGCAAACCCUUCCACCUCCCAUCACCUCAUGUUAAAGUCAGUGAAAUCUAAAUAUUAUCAUCCAUCUCCACCCAGAAAAACUUGAAGACAUGACAUUGUCUUAGUAAAAUGCAAAGCAUCUGUUUAUGUGAGGAAAAAGGAAUAGAGUAUAUAUAUAUAUAUAUAUAUAUACUUGAACUCUCCAUGUACACAUAUACAGAAUCUACCAAAUAAGAUGUUGAAUAGUGACACUCAUGACGUAUGAACAAAAAUAGCCACCUAUUGGAUUGUACAUUGUGGACUGUAUGUAUGCAUAUGUUUGUUCACCUCUGAACUGUUGACAUGUACAGUGUCUGCAAUAGACCUACUGUCUAAACACACCCACACACACUCUUUCACACAGUUUGUUGUGGGCACCUUCACUCAUGGUAAAUGAGUAUGCAAAAGUGUUUUCUCUUCGGAAAGCUCAUGGAUUCGGUAGCGUGGCUUUACUUCUUUUUCCAAUAUGCAAUCUGUGAGAGUUUGUCUUGACACAUUAUUGGGACAUACACAUUUCUCACAUCCAGUGUUAGUCCCACUUUGGACCUCCUGUACGUUUUUCAUUACAUCUGAGUCACAGAGCAAAGCAUGUGGUUUUGUAAAGGAUAAAACUCUUUGUACAGCACAAGACUAACAUCAGUGUAUUCAAAUGCACCUGAUAGUAAAACAUGUUUCUUAUGUUUUACAUUGUGUCAUUUCUAGCUAUCAUUAGCAUCUUUGUUCGGAUUAGGAAAUAAAGUCUUAAAGUGUUUUUGGUUUUGUGAUCCACAUGGACAGAAGAGUCUUUGAAUAUUUUAGAAAUGCCGUUAGAACUGCAGUGACCUUCUGUGUUUUCAGAGAUCAUCAGUGAUUUAUCCUCCUUAAAAACUGCCGAGCUCCUCACUCAAACGUAAUGACAGUCCAUAAUAGGCACAAAGUGGGGCUAAUGCAGCGCUACUUUGCCUGAUGUAAAGUUACUUUAGGACAGUAUGUCCGCUGAUGUAAAUGUGUAUGUAUAUAGUACAUCUAAUCUGCUGUUCCCGGUAGGUUCUGCUUGACCGUUGAGCUCAUUCCUAAACACAGAGGGUGGGAUCAAACAGUGAGGAGCUGUGUGUCUGUGUGUUUCAGUUUGAGAAUGAGCCCUAACGCUCCUCGGCAGCCUGUCGUAGCACUGUACAGUUAAACUGCUCAUCCACACUGAUCACAGAUCCACCGUGCUGCCAUACAGAGGCAAACAGUAGUAACUGCAUUUUUCAAAGCCCUGGCAAGGGUUCCCUGUUGAGAACAAUGACACCCAGAAAUGCUGCUAAAUGACAUAAUUCUGUACCAACCACACACACACACACACACACACACACGUGUCGGGAGAGGACGAAGAUCGCUCCUCAUAGUCACUGCUCUUUGACCUGUAAGGACUCAGCAUGUUCCUCCGUGACUCGGCAUGUCUCUCUGGCUUGCACUGAUGAUAGAAUGUUUCCCACACCAAACCAUGUAUUACACUCGUGAUGCAUCUCCACAGUCUAAAGGGCUUUCCCUCACCUGGCGCCAUCCACCGGCGCUGAUAUACCCCAGUUCACCAGGUGAAGCGGAGGCCGCAACUUGAGACUAUUGAGAUCCAUCCGUCGUCAUUCCCUCUCAGAAAGCCACGUCUACCAGGCGCAACUUGGGAGUUAGCUACUAAACCAAACUGUCUGUGUGGAUGGUGGUCCUUCAAGACUGGGACACUGUAGAGACUUAUAAUGGAAUAAGUGACUUUAAAUGAUAAGGAUGGCAUCAUUUUCCUUAAAUCCCAAUAAUAUAUCAUUGAAUAUUGCCAGCUUUAUCCUUUAAUCGAGCAAAUACUAAUAAUGUAAUUUAAUGUAACAUAGCCUAUACGAUAAUAAGCCAUGAGUAUGCAGUAACCUCAGUCAACUGGUGACUUUGUCCCAUGAUGCAACAUGAUAUUGUACGUGUCUGAGUAUUACUGUUAUUGUUACUCUUUCAGCUUCAUGCGGGAAAAUACAUUUGUAGACUGUUUCCAGCACUGACUGACAUUGUCACAGUUCAAGGUUUGAUUGUAUUUUUGGCUUUGUUUUCCACUGUAUGCUUUAUUACAUUUAGUUUCAUUGCAUUAAAGGAACUGCCAUGCUUAAAGGGCCACUCCAGCCAUUUUAUCAGUGUACUUUAAUGACGAUGUGAGAGACAGAUUAACAAAGAAUGGUCCAAAUUCAUGCAGCAGAGGCUUAAAUCUCCUGACUUCUAGUCCGUUGAGUGGGGAAAGCUGCAAAACCAAAAAGACUCAUCUUGCUGACAUCAUCAGGUUAUUUUUUCUAAGACUUGACAAAGCUCCUCCAGAGCCACAGAAGACCGUAUACAAGUGUUGAAUAGUACGCCUGAUGACCGCUUAAUUGACAUAUGUGUAAAAUUCCCUGGAGUUCCCCUUUAAUGUUUGCUUUAAGAUUCUGUGACAUAGGCCUCUACAGAUGUCAGCCAUGUUGGAAAAUGGCCACCAUCAUCGUUAAGGCUUGGGGACAGACUUGCUGGAUUAUUGGGACGGGGGUAAAACUCAAUGCAACCAAGUCGGUGGAGAUGCAGUGUAGACCGGAGGUGAUUCUCAAACAGAGAAUCACGUCGGCUCUGUUUUUUUCCCCCAUUUCUGUACCGGGAAAUGGUGCAAAGCCCUGAGAGAGCCCACGGUGUCAUGUGACACAACAGACAGAGCCGCUUCACUGCAGACCGUCUCCACGUCAGAUCGUCUUUUAUGGGAUACAUUUCCAGGAAGCUAACUUGCCACUGGUGACAUGAAUCUCCAGGGUACAUGUUGUACAAAUUGCAAUUUACUAGAAUGUUCAUAUUAGAUUAUAAGAUAAUAUUAUGGGCGAUGAAUAUUAUAUUGUAUCUUUAUCAAGGGUUACAAAUAAAGUUCCCAUGGAAAAGAUCAAAACGCUGUAUUGUGUGCUUCUUGUGAAUUGAACAUGAAUAAAAAGUAACUGCGGAAAUGAUUUUGCUGUGA